This is a messenger RNA of Sus scrofa (pig), 2453 nucleotides long. It is a transcript of the gene CCDC185, whose product is annotated as coiled-coil domain containing 185. The record is from RefSeq and is a predicted model, not a curated record. NCBI's taxonomy places the organism in Eukaryota, Metazoa, Chordata, Mammalia, Artiodactyla, Suidae.
GGGCGAGGGCUGAGGGCUGCAGCGACCAGGUGGCUCCAGGCGCAUUGUGAAGUGGCCAGAGCGUCACAGGUGGCCUGGACCCCAGGGAUCCGGGGCGGGACGGGUCUCCGCAGCUCCCCCGCAAGGCCCGGGGACCUUCGCUCAGACGCUGGGCGCCCGGGGAAGGAGCAUGGAGGGCUUGGGCCACUUCUCCCCUCGGCCCUACCCAGACCUCUGGGAGCCCCCGCCGCCCCGCGAAGAUCGCGCAUCCUCCGCGCGGCUGGGCGGGCUGGGGCCGCAGACGGAACCGGACCUGUGCUCCUGGGCCAUGACUCCCGGCGAGGGGAGCGCCGCGGCGCCCUGGCUGUACCCGCCCUGCUCACCCACCCCCAGCCGGUGCCGGUACCCCGACUCCCCGCGGGAAAGCUGCAGCCUGACCGACGUAGCCCGGAGGCCGCCGGACCGCGCCAAGAAGCACCGGCCGCGCAGCCGGCUCCUGGAAGAUGCGUGGGGGGAGGCAAGGACCAAGCUCCAGGCACAGGGAGGCAGCCCGCACAACCCGGCCUGGCAGCAGCAGCCCUCUUGCCAGCACUGCCCUCCCGCCCGGGGAGAUUCGCCCCCACCUUACCCGCACGGAGCUUACACUCCCCCGCGUGGAACUUCCCGGGUAGAAGAGGUGCCCAGCGGAGACCAGUGGGCAGCGCGGGUCUGCAGAGGUCUAGGUCGCUGGUCUCUCUCCUCAGUUCACACGGAGAAGUCUUCUGUUGCCUCCAGAGAGUUGGGGACGCAGUCAGCUUGCGCGUACAUCCAGAAAAGACACAGCAAUGAAACGGUGGCGUCAUUAGCCAGCCAGUACUCCCUCUCCAGCAAGGGGGUGCAGAGCCAGCACACCCAGAUCCUCCAAAACAAGCUAGAAGAGGCAGUAAUGUCCUCCAGGGACCAGAAGAUUAUAGCCCUCGUGCUGAGCCGGCUCAAGAAGGCCCAGAGGAUGCGGGAGCUGCAGCAGCAGGCGGCUGUAGCCUGGGAGGAGCUGAAGCGCUCAGACCAGAAGGUCCAGUUGACCCUGGAGAGGGAGCGCCAGCUGCUACUGCAGCAGAGCCAGGAGCAGUGGCAGCAGGAGAAGGAGCAGCGUGUCCGACGGCGGGACAGACAAGCGAAGAUCACGACGCAGCAGGAGAGCGGGUGGAAGGGGCAGCUGGAGGACUCGGAGAACCGGCGCCAGGAGACGCUGGAGAGGGCCCCCUCUGAGACAGAGAUGGAGCAUGGGAAGCAGUGCGAGGUCCAGCGCCUGCAAGAGCAGGAGAGGAUGCUGCACGACCUGCGGGAGCAGAACAGCCGCCUGCAGCUUCAGAAGAGGCCAGUGCAGGCCUUUCAAAAGAAGCACACGCACACCACUGAGGGCCAGAAAAAGGUCCAGGAGACCAAUCUUAGCUCUCUAGUUAAUUACCAGGCCCGCAAGGUCCUCAUGGACUGCCAGGCCAAGGCUGAGGAGCUCCUCCGGAAGCUGUCCCUUGAGCAGAGUUUUCAGUGGUCCCAAGAGAUCCCCCAGGGCGUGAUUAAAGCGCAUCACCGAGAGCCCAAGGAGAAGGUCCAGAAGGAGGACGCACAGUUCCAGCAGGUCAAAUGGCGCCCGGGGGAGUCCGAGGAGCAGAGGAAGGAGCACAAGCGGCUGCUUGUGGAGCUUGCGAAACAGAAGAUCCUGCAGACCAGAAGUAAGGUCCACAAGAACAUCAGCGACAAGGCACAGCACCCUCGGGAGCUCAGCAUCCUGCGGGAGAACACUCAUCACAUCCUGAAGCUGAAAGCCGAGAAGGAGGAAAAGAGUCACGUGGAUGGCAUCAAGGAAGCCAUGAGGAAAAAGGAGCGGAGGAUCGAGCAGAUCUCGCGAGAGAAAGAUGCACCUUCCGAGGGAUUCCAAAAGAUCUCCAGGGCCGCCGGGACAGACAACGCGAGAGCACCUGCCAGCAGCUGCUUUGAUCGGGCGGCCCGGGGGGCCCAGGAACGAGCUGGGCAGCAGAGAGGGGGCUACUGAGAACCCGACGACGAAGAGCCCCCAGCCCAGGUGGCUAGAAAGAGACGUGGCAGUGAGAUUCAUUUUAUAAUCUGAUUAGAAUUGAGCACUGGUUUUUAAAAAGUAUAUAAAAUAGCUGCACUUUCCUCUCGUGAACUGGUUGAUCGAUUCAUUUGGAUAGUUGAGAGGGUUGGGAGAGAAAUUCAGGAAUUUUAAGAAAAUUACUUGCCUUGGUAUAUUUGGAUUUAAAUAGCAAAUAUUCGUUUAGCUCUCAAGUAAUCUUAGAAGGACACCAAACACAUCUUGGAGGAACCAAAGAAAAAUCUACAGGGGGCGGGGAUACAGUUCUGUGUCAAGAUAAGUUUCUUUUCCUGUCCCAGAACUUAAUGAAAAGGAAAAGUGUGAAGUACAGGGCACUAAGAAAUCUCUCCGGAGUUCCCGUCAUGGCGCAGUGGUUAACGAA